UUCGUGCAACUGAGUACAAGCGGGCCAAAAGCCGUUCGUGAGUAGAUCGGUUCCUCGUGUCCUGUUGAAGCACUGCUGUCCGUGGUCCAGUGUUGCAGCCUUCUUCCUUCUUGUUAUUCCGCAAAUGGAACGGCGGUUCGAGUCCGCAUGCAUUGAGGUAUUCACUGCCCCCGACUGGAUCGUACGAAAGGGAGCGAUCUCCGAGUCUCCACGAAGUAUGGUGUGGAGCGUGUGAACCCCAAGGCGUGCCAAAGGGCAUUUCGUGCUGUCACCACCAGCAAAAUAGCUUGCCCGGCAGGCGAUCAUACAGAUCUCCGAAAUUUGCCGCUGCAAUCUCGCCGCAGAUCUCCCAUUGUGCAUUUCACGUGAAAUCGCGUGUUCAACUCACACACUCCCACACAACUCGGCUGCGGUUGGUGGCAGUCAAUAGCGCGGCACGCACGCAAAAUCUUCAUCGCCGUCUCUCCGUCAGUUGCUACCCGGCCGAAAGACUAUCGCAUUGUGGAUGUUCCUCGCUGCCGCGAGAAGAGCCAGCCCCAUCUUGCUCUCGCUGGCGGUGAAAACGUCAACAAUCGCUGCGUUUUACUCUCCAAAACUAGCCAACGCUCGAACAAACACUGCUGCUGGUGCAACACGGACAGCAUACGCUGCUUGCAGCAUCAGCAGGAACAUAUCGUUGCUUUCGAGGCGGUUGAUCUCGAUGAGUGCCUCUCGUGCUUCGGAGGGAGCCGCAGGAGGGGCAGGGUCAAGGCAGUUUGUGGUGGCGGCUUGCCAGAUUCUCUGCGGUAGCGACAAGUUGGUGAACAUUGCCACUGCGGAGAGCGCUGUCAGGGAAGCCGCCGCAGCGGGCGCCCAGGUGGUCGUCCUACCAGAGUGCUGGAACGGCCCAUACGACACGGCGUCCUUCCCCGUCUACGCCGAGCCAGUGCCCGACCCUCAGGGAGAUGAAACCACCGCAGAAAUGCCGUCGGCGGAGCAAAGCCCCUCUGCCGCUAUGCUCUGCCGCGCCGCCGCGGAAAACAAGGUGUGGCUCGUCGGGGGCUCCGUGCCAGAGGCGGGGAAAGACGGCGGGGUCUACAACACGUGUAUCAUCGUGGAACCCAGCGGGAGGAUCGCGGCCAAGCACCGCAAGGUGCACCUGUUCGACAUCGACGUGCCCGGGGGCAUCACGUUCAAAGAAUCUGACACGCUGAGUCCAGGCGACUCCAUCACCACGGUGGAGACCCCCUUCGGCACAAUUGGGGUAGGGAUCUGCUACGACAUGCGCUUCCCGGAGCUCAGCAUGGCCAUGCGGGCGGCGGGAAGCGUACUGCUGUGCUUUCCAGGGGCUUUCAAUAUGACCACCGGGCCGGCACACUGGGAACUCUUGCAAAGGGCUCGUGCUCUAGACAACCAGUGCUACGUGGUGACUGCAUCUCCCGCUCGAAACCCGGACUCCAAAUACCAAGCUUGGGGACACAGUUCAAUCGUCGACCCAUGGGGCACCAUUGUCGCGACAACAGAACACGAGGAGGCUAUGUUGGUGGCGGAGGUAGACGUCGGCCGGGUAGCGGAGGUUCGAACGAGCAUCCCCGUUUCCCUCCAGAAGAGGCCCGAUUUGUACCGGCUGGAGUUGCCGUAGAAGUUUCUAGAGGUACUGCUACCGCUCGCGAUAGUGUAUCACAGUUGUUAGAAGUCUUUGUGCAUUGAGUUUGGGAGGAAUACUGCUGGAUACUCGGAUUGUUUUUGAGUACUCUUGAUGGUUGAAGCACUUAAUGGUCUAUUCUCUUUUACUCCAUCAUGGUUUUGUACUAUAAUGGUGCCGUUGCGCUGUUGCCACCCACGCGCGAUCAGAGUAACAUCGAAUUCAAUAGCGAGUGUUGGUUUGGAACUGGUCAGAGUCGAGCCCGCUUUGUGUUUCCUAUAGUAAGAGUUGACACGAUCCUUCCUUCGAUAGCAUUGUCAGCAAUGUCUUUCAAGUGGUGCACACGAUGCAAUCGCUAGGUCGAGGCUGCAAACAGGAGGAAACCUCGUGUGUGAGUGGAAUAUAGUCUCGAUGGCGGCCGCGUCAUUGGUUGCUUCUACAUAGCUGCGGCGAGAGUC
Ectocarpus sp. CCAP 1310/34 is the source of this 2082-nucleotide messenger RNA. The record is from the annotation of a GenBank genome assembly. NCBI's taxonomy places the organism in Eukaryota, Phaeophyceae, Ectocarpales, Ectocarpaceae.